This is a messenger RNA of Knipowitschia caucasica, 1038 nucleotides long. The record is from the annotation of a GenBank genome assembly. NCBI's taxonomy places the organism in Eukaryota, Metazoa, Chordata, Actinopteri, Gobiiformes, Gobiidae.
AUGUUGCAGCACGUGCAGCUUGCCUCGACUCCUUCGCCCCCGCCGGACAACUGUACGACCCCCUCGGAGUUGACCUACCAGAUCCUCUCCUGUGUCAUGAUUGGACAGUUCAUUCUGGGGCUUCUGCUCAACCUGUCUGUGCUCUACAUCUUUAUAUUCAGAUACAAAUUCUGGAAGAACAAGAGCAUCUUCUUGUUUAACAUCGUGGUGGCCGACUUCUUGCUGGUUGCAUGUCUUCCCAUUAAGGCGCAUCAUUACCUGAACGGGGAGCGUCACAGUCCGAACGAAGUGGUUUGUAAGAUCAUGAUCUUCAUGCUCUUUCUGAACCGCGGGGCCAGCAUUGGCUUCCUCAUCACGCUCUCACUGGACCGCUACUUCAAUGUGGUGCAUCUGGGCAGGAAAAACUUUGUCAAAGUUCUGAAGAAUACCCCCCAGAUCUCUGUGGUAAUUUGGUUACUUCUCCUGCCCCUCACCAUCCCCACCAUGCUGCGCACGUUUGAGUGUUGCAACAGCCACGGGAGGAACAAAGAGACGACCUCCAGCAACAUGAUAGAUACAUUCAGAGAGAUCGUCUUCUUUAUCCAGAUCAUAAUCCCCUUCAUAAUCUUGGUCUUCUGUACCGUGCGCAUCGUGAACCGUCUGAGGAAGAAGACGGUGGGGGACCAGACGAAGCUGAGGCGGGCAGUGUGCGUGGUUCUCUCCGUGGUCUUCGUCUUCUCCCUGUGCUUCCUGCCGUGUGCCCUGGCCCGAGCCGCCCUCCUCUUCGUCCGCAUCAAGGACAAGGACGGGGCAGAGAACGUGGCGGUCCAGGUCUACGACAGCCUCGAGGUCCUCUCCUACAUCAAUUGCCUCCUGGACCCGCUGGUGUACUGCUUCUGCAACAGUGGCUUCAAAAAUGCAUACAUUAACAACUUUUGCCCCCCGUUCCUCAAGGAAAAACUGUUGAGCGCGGACUUCGGGAUGGGCACGACGACCAUGACGACCACGACUACCUCUGGAGGAAGGAUUGUGGUCAUGAAGCCAGUUAACGAGAAGUAA